ACUUAAAAAUAGUAUUGAAAAUAGUAUUAUUCAGAAAUUAAAGAUUUAAAUGAAUAAAUAAGUAAAAAACAAUAUAGUAACAGAAGACUUGCUUUUUGCAGACAGUUUACAUUUUUUCUCUGUUUUAAUGUAACUGUUUGUGUAUAUUGCAUGGUUUCUACUUCUUUCUGUUUGUCAAACUCCUGCAGCAUCCAUGUUGUCAGUUACAGGCAGGGGGACAGUCCUCUUUAGUUUCUGUGGUUGAUUAUGUUUGGCAAAGUGGUGUUGGAGAAGUGUCUUAUGUAGCAGGUGUCUGGAAAGUACCAGAGUUUUACACUAAUAACAGAACCUUUUAGAAUGUCUUUUUUUCUCUCCACAUUUCUCAUAGUAAACAAAUGAGGAGUGAUCAGCCUUCUGUGGGGAAGCAUGUCUUCCUUUAUUUGCAUGGCUUUGGGUGUUAUCUUAAAGCUAAACUGCCUCAUGCUGUUACAUGCUGAGAGAGAUAUAUAUAUAUAUAGAUAUAUAUAUAUCACGAUUAUCGAUUUGACAGCACUAGGUUUUAUACAACAGUUCAGUAAAUAAGAAGUUGAUUUUGUUAUAUUUUAAACACUGAUGUGUUUUACCCAAUUUUGCAAAGAACUUAAUACCUUUAAAGCCACAGCAGGACUGUUGCUUGUCUCUGAACAACACAUCAUUCUUUAGUUUCUGAAUGAAUCUGCAUUUUGAACAAAUCGUUUAAACUAAUGAUUCAAAGAUCCAUUCGUAAAAGAGCCAUGUACUUCAUUCCUGGAUGAAUCAGCCAUUCAUAAUAAAUGACGCAUAGAGGCAUUUUCUGCCCCCUGCUGGCAUAUUUAAUUUUUUGUUUUUGUAAUUUAUUAAAAAAUAUAUAAUAAUAAUAAUAAUAAUAAGGCAUAGUUCACUCCAAAACCAUUUAUUCUGUCAUUGUCUGCUCAAACCUGAAUGACUUUCUUUAAGAGAAGGUACUUUGAAGACUGGUAACAAAGCUGCUUUGAACAAAAAAUACUGGGAUGUUUCUUAAAUCAUCUUUGAUGUUCUAUAGUUUAUGUUAGACCAUUGUAGCCUAAAUGGUUAUAAAUGUUAUGUUUUACAAUUUGUAAUGUUUACUUGAUACUUUCUUGGUUUAAAUAAAAAUAACUGUUUAAAUAACAGUCAAAGAUUAUUUUGCGAUUAAUUAGAUAAAAUGUAAUUAAUUUGAUACAACAUUUGAACUGACUGACUGACUGACAGCGCUAAUAUAAAGACCAUGUGCCUCCUAUGCUUAUUAAUGCACGUGAACGUGUGCAGUCAGAAGGAGAAUACAAAAAACUAAUAAAAACAUCACAACAAUCCCCAAGUAAUCCACUCCAUCGAUUCAUUUCUUGUGAAAUAAAAAGAUGCGUGUUUGUAAGAAACAAAUCAGACAAUAAGACGUUUAAAAAAAAAGUGCUCCAAACAAAAUGAUUUGAGAGGACAACAGGGGAUAGAUUUAGACUGAUGAAGCUUUACCGUGGAUUCUGCUUCUGUGUCCAGAAGCCAUGCUUUUUGUUUUAUGAGGCUACUGAUAAAAUUGGAGUGAUUUAAAAUGAUUAAUGUGUAAAAUGAUUAUAAAGUACAAAAUAAGUAAGAGACCAUCUCAUGGGUUUCGUUAAGGUAGAGGUCCACGUGGUUACACUUAACCAAAAACGAUGUUUUUGUAACUUCAGCAGGGUAAAUAUUUUGCGUUCUCCGCAGCGUAAACAAAGGCAGGUCUGAGUGAAUGAAUGCGAGUACUCGUAAUCCUGGGUGAAAACAAACACAGCCCUCCCCUCUGCGGAAGCUCUACUGUACUUUAUCAGCUGCUGGUUACUGCCUCCAAGGUGGUUUUGUUCCUCAUUGCACAUGCAGCCGCAUGUCUGAGUCCGUGUCAUGUUUGCUCUCUGUGUGUGUUUUGCUGGUUCAGUACGAUGCUGCUCCCCUCCAGCCUAGCGUGCUGUUGUACUCCUGCGCUUCUUCAUCAAUGGUAAGGACUCAGCUCAACUCCAACCUUCCUCGCCGUCUCAGUAUGGAGGUCCGCGGAGGUGAGGCAAGCUCUCGGCCAAAGACGUCUACCAUCAAGCCUCCGCAAUCGCGCAAGAAGGAGGAUUUCAGCUUUGGCAAAAUUUUAGGAGAGGGUUCCUUCUCAACGGUUGUGCUCGCGAAAGAACUGGCCACGGGAAAGGAGUAUGCAAUGAAGAUUCUAGAGAAGAAUCACAUCAGGAAGGAGAAUAAAGCUCACUACGUGAUCAGAGAGAAGGACAUACUGUCAAGCAUAGAUCAUCCCUUUUUCGUAAAGCUCUUCUUCACGUUUCAAGAUUCCCAUAAAUUAUAUUUCGCCCUCAGUUAUGCAAAGAAUGGAGAACUGCUUAGAUACAUUCGCAAAAUAGGCUCUUUUGAUGAGACUUGCACAAGAUUCUACACUGCUGAGAUAGUCUGCGCGCUCCAGUAUUUGCACGCAAUGGGAAUUAUACACAGGGACCUUAAACCGGAGAACGUUUUACUGAGCGAAGACAUGCACGUUCAAAUUACGGAUUUCGGGACGGCGAAACAGUUGUCAGCAGACAGCGUUCAAACAAGAGCCAAUUCUUUCGUCGGCACCGCACAGUAUGUUUCUCCAGAGCUUCUGACAGAAAAAUCAGCCUGCAAAAGUUCUGAUCUCUGGGCACUGGGUUGUAUAAUCUACCAGCUGGUGGCAGGAUUACCUCCGUUUAGAGCCGGGAACGAGUACUUGAUUUUCCAAAAGAUAAUAAAGCUGGAAUACGAGUUUCCUGAGAAGUUCUUCCCUAAAGCUAAAGACCUGGUGCAGCGACUGCUGUCUUUGGACCCUAGAAAGCGGCUGGGAUGUGAGGAAAUGGGUGGGUUCAGUCCGCUGAAAGGCCACAUGUUCUUUGAGACCAUCUCAUGGGAGAACUUGCCGGUUCAGACUCCACCCAAGCUGACCCCUUACCUACCAGCCAUGGCUGAGGAUGAUGAAGACUACUAUGGCAAUUACGAAGAUCUCCUCAGUCAGUUCAGCAGCCUGCAGGUGGUCCCAUCCAGCUCGUCUCAGAUCGUCCCACUGAGGUCCUGCAGCAAUAUUGAGCAGUACAUCCAUGACCUGGACAGCAACUCCUUUGAGCUGGACCUGCAGUUCUCCAGCGACGAGAAACGACUUCUGCUGCAGAAGCAAACAAGCGGCAACCCUUGGCACCAGUUUGUUGAAAAUAACUUGAUAUAUAAAAUGGGACCAGUUGACAAGCGAAAGGGACUGUUUGCUCGACGCCGUCAGCUUUUACUGACAGAAGGGCCACAUCUAUAUUAUGUGGAUCCUGUGAAUAAAGUACUAAAGGGGCAAAUUCCGUGGUCUCCAGAGUUGCGUCCCGAGGCCAAGAAUUUCAAGACGUUUUUUGUCCACACGCCUAACAGAACAUAUUAUCUAAUGGAUCCCAAUGGUAAUGCGGACAAAUGGUGUAAGAAGAUUCAAGAGGUGUGGGGAACAGUAUAUCACUAGUAAGAGACUGCUGGGAUGCUGGGACAUCAGAACACCACUGGAGCCAAGGCAAGUCUCAGAAGUCUGGGUCCUUCACCAUUCAACUACCAAUCAGGAAGUCAACUGUGCAUUCAUGGGACUAGUGCAUCAAUAUUCCUUCUUGAAGUAAAAAGAUGUUUUGCUUGCAGUGUUUUUGUCACAUUUAGCAGGUGUAAUAUAAAAUCAAAGAUUAGUACAACUUAGCAAAUCCACAGUUUGUACUAUAUAUAUAUAUAUGUGUGUGUGUGUGUGUGUGUGUGUGUGUGUGUGUGUGUAGAUAUGUACAUAGGAAGUAUCCCAAAAGCUUGGGGAAAAAAAAAACAAAAAAACACUCAAUCUGUUGCCUUUUAAAAUAAUAAAGAUAGCUAUAGAGGACACUCAAAUGAUCCUACAGGUCAAGUACAUAUUAAAUUGAUACGCAUAUCAUUAAUAUAUUUAUAUUUAUUCUCUAAGUCAUGUUGUUCGCCUGUAUAAUACCAUAUUACAUGUAAUUAUCAUCAUCUGAAAAAGAAUCACUUUUGAGCCGUUAUAUUUAGUAUGAAAUUGAUUUUUUUUUUUUUUUUUUUUUUUUUGUGGUUAAAUCUGCUGUUUAUAUUUGUUUUUAUAUUAUACUUUAUUUAUAAACAUCGGUUUGGUUUGCAAAGAAGUACUUGACAAGGUACGUUACACAGUAUGCACAGCAAGUCCGGAUCACUCCCUCGCAGUGUAAAUAUGGUGUUAUACCUACGGGAAUGGAGCUGUGAAGAAUAUCGCGACUGUAAAUAAUGGCUGCGUUCGCAGAUGCGGUUUUUGACCACUUUGUUGUACAUUUAAAAGGACGCCGGUCCAGCGCAGGCAACUGAAAAUGCUGUAACUACAAGUGAAAACCAAGCACAGAAGUGUGUUUUUCUUCUUCUGUUGUGUUUUCUCCUUGCAUUUUUUUGAGGAAUUUUUCAAUCGUGGAUUUCUAACUCGACUAGGCUCGUCAGCGAAACAUAACUGUGAUGUACAGACGAUGUAUUAUUCAGAAAGUAACUGCAGCGUUACUGGAUUUGCACCUUGUAUAAUUUUAUUCUUAUAUAAGAUCGGCUCAGCCUGUAGUACCUAAUAUUAUUUAAAUUCUAAUAUUCAGAGAUUUUAAUUGACUCACGUUCAGGGGCCACGUGUUGUAAAUAUUGAGAUGUAAAGCCUUUGAAUGUGAAUGAUGGCUGUAAUAUUUUGCUAGAUUUUUAUGUGCCCUAAUCAGGUCACUUAAAUUAUAUCAGAAUCGAUGUUUAUGCCCUUCGGGUUUCUGCGCACCUUUAAUGAUACUGAAGAAUGUCCAGGAGAAAAUCGUGUUAAGUCUCAUAAUAAAAGUGUAUAUGAACAGUGA
Molecule: messenger RNA, 4853 nt
Organism: Puntigrus tetrazona (Sumatra barb)
Lineage: Eukaryota; Metazoa; Chordata; Actinopteri; Cypriniformes; Cyprinidae
Gene: pdpk1a
Product: 3-phosphoinositide dependent protein kinase 1a
Exons: 13
Coding region: 1868-3484 (538 amino acids)
Biological process (GO): intracellular signal transduction; peptidyl-serine phosphorylation
Molecular function (GO): ATP binding; protein serine/threonine kinase activity
Source: RefSeq, a predicted model, not a curated record